Molecule: messenger RNA, 1104 nt
Organism: Durusdinium trenchii
Lineage: Eukaryota; Dinophyceae; Suessiales; Symbiodiniaceae
Source: the annotation of a GenBank genome assembly
AUGUCGGCCAUCUACGAGAACUUACGGCAGCUGAUUACUGUUGUAGAUGAACUGCGGGAUGUUGGCCUGCAGCACUACAUCAGUCUGCCGCGCAUUGCUGCAAUUGGCACGCAAAGCAGUGGCAAAAGCUCUUUGAUCGAGUCGAUCGUCGGCUUGGACUUCCUUCCCCGGGGCGGCGGAGUCGUGACGCGUCGCCCCUUGGAGUUGCGCCUCGUGCACCUGAACACCCAGGAGUAUGCUGAAAAUGAGGCAUGGGCAGUUUUCGACAAGGUCGGCGACAAGAAGUUCACGAACUUCAAUGACGUCAGGGAUGAGAUUGAGCGACAAACUGACCAAGUGGCUGGAUCUAACAAGGGCAUCGUGAAUGAUCCCAUCAUUUUGACGAUCUAUGCUACUGGAGCCCCAGAUCUUACUCUCAUUGACCUGCCGGGCAUCACGCGUGUGCCAGUGAAAGGCAGUGAUCAGAAGGAUGAUGUGGAGAAGGUGACCCGGGACAUGACUCUCCACUACAUCAAUGAUCCUCGCACCAUCGUCUUGGCAGUUUUGCCCGCCAAUCAGGACAUGUCUGUUUCGGACUCCCUGCAACUUGCACGUCAGGUUGACCCACAAGGUUUGCGAUCGAUCGGUGUGAUUACCAAGAUUGACAUCAUGGAUCAGGGUACAGAUGCUGCUUCCAUGUUGAGGGGGGACGAAGUCCCCUUGCGCCUGGGCUAUGUGGGUGUCAAGAUGCGAAGUCAGCAAGACAUUGUCAACAAAAAGCCCGUGAAGGAUUCAUUGAAGGAUGAGAAGGCUUGGUUUGAGAACCACCGAGUCUACAACAAGCUUCCUCCAGGAUUGGUGGGCACUCCUGUCUUGAUUGACAAGCUCACCCAGAUUCUCUUCAAACAUAUUCGAAGGUUUCUGCCAGAGAUCAAGAAAGAGAUCAAUGAAAAGCGCCGUUCAGUGCAAGAUCGUUUGGACGAGCUCGGCGAGGGUGUUCCAGUCGACACUGCGGAACGGGUGCAGGUGAUGUGGACUUUGGUCACGGACUACUGUGACAUGUUCAAAAAUACCAUCCGUGCCUCAGCUGAGAAGCAAUGCAACACUAUGUCACUAAGUCACUAA